UACAUGCAAAUAGCUGUGCAUAAAUAAAACAAAGACAAGAUAAUCAACUGUGGCAAGACAACAAAGAGUGAGCCCUGGGAAAGAUAGGUAGGACUUCAGCUGAGCUUUGAAGGAAGCAUCAAGAGAUGAAGAAGGAGGAGAGAAUUCUAGGUAAAGGAGGCAGUUGAUGAGAACGGCUGAGAUCAGGUGGAAGAAUGUCUACCUGAGGGAGAAAAAGCAAGGAAGCUAAUCUCACUGUAUUGUAUUAUACGCGAAUAUAGUAAAGUCUAAGAAGACUAGAAAGAACGUGGAAAUCUAGUCAAAACCCCACGAACUUCAGAGGGCUGUUUUAUGUAAGCAGAGAAGCUAAAUUCAGCAUCAUGGGGAGCUCUUUUAAACCUGUGGCUGCCAACUGCCUGUGUGUUUGAGUUGGGUCCAGAGAUGAAGGUAAUGUGAUGAUAUUAAUUGUGUCUGGUCUGAGGCUUCUUGAAUUUUCUACCCGGCAUUCUACUCGAGUAGAAGACAAUCUUUCCCUACAAAGACAAUGGUGCUUAUGAAGUAUUUAGAGUUCUGCAGCUGCCAUAGCAACCGAAGAAUUUAUCUUCGUUCGACGGGGCAAGUUGCCAUCCUUUAUGGAAUUUGGUCUUGGUGAUUGGAGGUAUUCCUACAAUCAUUGUUUCCAAAGUAUCUUUUCUCGUUGCGAUUUUAUUUGGAUUUGUUGUGUUGUUUCCAGUUUCCUUAAGUCAGACCUCCUGUAUUUUUAUCCAACCAAGGAUCUCUGCAGGAUUCUGGACCAGCACCAUGAAUACUUGUCUUUGGUGGAAGAGUAUAGAGAUGUCCUCCUGUAAUAGGAGUUUAAGGCGGACAGCGCCUGAGGGGAUUACUAAAACCAUCUCCCCACCCAGCAUUUCUCGAGUGAAUGGCUGGUCUCUACCUCUCCACUCCUUCCAGCUGAUUGCUUGGACAGCCUACGUGUAUAUGACCGUCGUAGGAUUUGGAUUGUUCAUUCCAUUGCUGCCAUUUUUAUGGAGAAACAUCACCUAUGCAGCAAUUGGCUUAUUAUUUGGAUUUCAUCUUAUUGUUCAUAUUACUGCCGUCACAAUUGACCCAGCUGAUUCAAACGUACGGCACAAAGAAAAUUAUGGCGGGAUUAUGCCUAUCUUGGAUAGGGCCAAACAUAAGCAUGUGAUUCAGAACCAAUUCUGCCACUUGUGUGAAGUCACAGUGGGGGUGAAAGCCAAACAUUGCAGUGCCUGCAAUAAGUGCAUCGCUGAUUUUGACCACCACUGCAAAUGGCUCAACAACUGUGUGGGAAGUAGAAACUACUGGUUUUUUUUUAGUAGCGUGGCUUCUGCUGUUCUUGGUAUCAUUUUCCUCGUUCUUGUACUACUAUACAUCUUCAUCCAGUACUUUGUGAAUCCAGAGGAACUCCGCACAGACCCCCAGUUUAAAAAUUACCCUGCAAAUGUAUGGCUGGCGUUCCUUCCUCUCUAUGCAGUGCCAAUAUCAUCCCUUGUGCUUCUGUCUUUAGCUGUGAUCACUUUGUUGCUAAACUUUGUGAGCCUCCUGCUUCUCGGACAUUUACUACUGUUCCACCUCUACCUAAUGUUCCGGAAACUGAGCACCUUUGAUUAUAUGACCCAGGGACGUCAAAAACAAAGCACAAAUCUUCAAAUAAAGAUUUCCAUACCACUGAAAUCAACCAUAAUUAACAUAGAGACUGGACAGGCAGACGAGCAGAAGAAAACAUUUAUAGAUCAAGUUUCCUGUGCAAAAAGGCAAAGGAGCUCUCUUUCUACUGCAGUCUCUUCAAGCAUGUGUUUAGGAUUCAAUCGAGACUUGUCCCAAGCCUGCCUUUCCCUAACGAAUGCAGACAGCAUUAAUCAAUGCUACAAAAGCAGCAAUUUGUUGAAGCCAGAAAAUGAGGCUGUAGUAGACAAAAAAGAACAAACUGCUUCCUCUUCUGAAGACUCUCUUAAUUUGGAACCUGUUUCAUCCUCAGAAAUUCUACCUGGGCCUUCAAAAUUAGAGAGUCUAGUAGUUCUAUACAACACUGGUAUGACACAAGAGAAAACCACAGCUGAAGACCUCUCAAAAGUAAUUCAAAACCAGAAUUCUGCUCCCACCACUUCUGAGGCUCCUAAUCAGAGUCCACUCAAUUCAUAGAGUCUUUUGAGAAUCUGGCUCAAUGCUAGAAUUGAAUUUGGCAUUCCAGAAAAUCUCUUCUCAGAUUUUGUGGAUUUAGAAUAAUUUUUUAACUUUAAAAUUUUUCACCUACUUUCGCUCUCACCACUUCUGAGGCUAAUUUCAUAGAGCCUUUUGAGAAUCUGGCUCAAUGACAAAUUCUAAACUACUUAUAUAUGGUAUUUAAUUUGGACAAUUAUUGGAAUAUGGUCCUCUUGUGGAUUAUUCCUUGUUUUCAUCUUUUAGAAUUAAAAGUUUUUUUUUUAAACAGCAACAAAAG
Sarcophilus harrisii (Tasmanian devil) is the source of this 2443-nucleotide messenger RNA. RefSeq names its product probable palmitoyltransferase ZDHHC11. Gene Ontology annotation, biological process: protein targeting to membrane; peptidyl-L-cysteine S-palmitoylation. The transcript is spliced from 14 exons. Gene Ontology annotation, molecular function: protein-cysteine S-palmitoyltransferase activity. Bases 781 to 2145 code for a protein of 454 amino acids. Gene Ontology annotation, cellular component: endoplasmic reticulum; Golgi apparatus. The record is from RefSeq and is a predicted model, not a curated record. Lineage: Eukaryota; Metazoa; Chordata; Mammalia; Dasyuromorphia; Dasyuridae.